Cataglyphis hispanica is the source of this 7355-nucleotide messenger RNA. RefSeq names its product synaptotagmin-4 (gene Syt4). The record is from RefSeq and is a predicted model, not a curated record. Gene Ontology annotation, cellular component: synapse; membrane; axon. The transcript has 6 exons. Gene Ontology annotation, biological process: calcium-ion regulated exocytosis; regulation of dopamine secretion; vesicle fusion. Bases 160 to 1497 code for a protein of 445 amino acids. Gene Ontology annotation, molecular function: calcium ion binding; SNARE binding; calcium-dependent phospholipid binding. Lineage: Eukaryota; Metazoa; Arthropoda; Insecta; Hymenoptera; Formicidae.
GCCGAUUUCGGCCGACGAUCGGAAGGUAGAGUGCCGCGGAGUCGACGGGCCGCACGGGUCGCCCGUAAAUAUUCCUUCGGUGCACUGUGACCUCCCCUCGGAUUUAAGGGCGGAUAAAAAAGGCAUUCUUUUAACGCUCAAGUAGCAGCGUGGCCGAAGAUGGUCGGUGGAGUGACGGAGGGUGGACCCCUCAUUCGACCUGUCGAGCCUGUCUCGACGGCGACGCUGGUGACGCUAUGUCUCGGCGCCGCUUUCUUAUUAUGCGCCGUCGCGAUGACCUGGUGGCUCUGCCGACGGCGCCGCGAACACACCAAGCUAAGCUCCGACAAGUCCCUGGCGUUCAGACCGCCGCACCGGAAACCGACGGCGGUUAAGAGUCCCGGUAGCACGAGUCACUACUUGAAAAAGAGUCCAUCGCCGACGGGACCGGCCAAGAGUCCGCCCGGCUCCGGCGGACAAACGCCGAGCCCGACCGGAUCUCAGUCCUCGAAUGCCGCAUCUCAGCCCAGAACGCCGCAGGGCGCAGGUACGCCGGUACAGACGCCUCCCGUCGAAGUUACUGUAAGUAUAGAAAAUGAGCGCGACAAGGCUGAGCUGGAAAAUAAUGAAAAGGUUGAGCGCGAUAAGAAUCAAACGGCGGAGAAUAACAAGGAUAAUUUGGGCCAGCUGUUUUUCAAGCUGCGAUAUCGAAGCGAACAGAACACGCUGGCGGUGACGGUGGUGAAAUGCAAAGGGUUGCCCGCCAGGGGCCAGCAGAACGCGACCAGCGAUCCUUAUGUGAAGCUGCAAUUGCUGCCCGACAAACAGCAUCAUGUAAAAACUAGAGUCCUCAGAAACACUAGAGAUCCGGUGUACGAUGAGGAUUUUACGUUUUUCGGCAUAUCACAGAGUCAACUUCAGAAAAUUAGCUUACACUUCAUCGUGUUGAGUUUCGACAGAUAUUCUCGCGACGAUAUUAUCGGAGAACUGACAUGUGCUUUAUCAUCAGUGCCCGGUUUAGAAGACGCGGAUAAUCAGGAGAUAUCUCUCUGUCGAAAAAUAUACCCUAGAAGUUUGAAGAUACAGUCGCAAGGAAGAGGAGAAUUGCUGGUAUCGCUUUGCUGGCAACCAGUCACAAGCCGCCUGACAGUGGUGGUAUUAAAAGCGCGAAAUCUGCCCAAGAUGGACGUGACUGGACUCGCUGAUCCGUACGUGAAGAUUUAUCUUCUAUACAAUCAGCAACGUAUCGCCAAGAAGAAGACGCACGUGAAGAAACGCACGCUCAGUCCGGUGUUCAAUGAGUCCUUCGUUUUCGAUAUACCGAACGGCGCGGACGGGCUCAACAACGUCAGCCUCGAGUUCAUGCUACUGGACUGGGAUCGAGUUACGAAAAACGAGGUAAUUGGCCGGCUAGAAUUUGGUGGACCAAAAUGUCAAGGUUCCGCUGUGAACCAUUGGAAGGAGGUAUGCAGCUCACCGCGACGACAGAUAGCCGAUUGGCACAAACUGCGGGAGUAACUGGCUUCUCUCCUGGCCCUAUAUACGUAUCGAGCUCGAGCUCUCACAUCUCCGAUUUCCCUAGAACCUCCAUAUCCUUCGCUAUGAAAUCACUGAUCCGACCCCUUGAAACCCUACAAGAUAAGGUAGGGGUGUCUGUUUUUGUAAACCUAAUACUCAAUGUAUAUUAGGCUUGAAAUGAAUAGCUCGUCCACCCAUAAUCGCUGUCAUCGGGAGAGAUUUUUGAAUCCGUAAAUGAAAAUGGUAUAAUCACAAUGUUUAUAGUAGAUAGAUUUGAAAAAGUUAAAACACACGAUAUCUCCCUUCAUUAAAGAUCAUAAUUAAAAUAUAAAAAAUUUUACGAACCACCUUUUGUUUACACACACGAAGGAUCUCAGAGAUUAAUAUCAGUAUUAAUAUCAAAUAUCUAAAAAUUUAAAUAUCAAUUUAAAAUAAAAAUAUUUUUUAUAUUUAUAUUAUUUAAAUAUUGUUUGAAAAUUAAAUAUCGAAAAAUUUAAAGAAAUAUUAUUUAACUCUAAAAUUUUUUUAUAUGUUCCGUUGAUGUAAUUAUAUAUAUUACGAGCGAUUACGGGAUGACGGCUUCCGCAGAAUGCUUUACAAUAUAAACAUAGACAUUAAGAUUCCCGACCAGUUGAUUAACGAGACUAUGGAAAAGAAAUGUUGAUACGUGCGAAGCGGUCGACCUUUCGAUUCCUAAAUAUUGUGUCAUAUAGGUAAAUAUGAAGCAAAUAAAUCCUUCUACAGCGAAUUCGAGUGGAAUACACAUUAGUGUAUAUUUAAAAAAAAAAAAUAGUCUUGCACAGAGUGACGUAAAAAUGUGACUAUAGCGUAAAAUCGAUUCGCUAACGAAAUGCUCAGAAUUUGCGCUUGAUUAUUUCAAUGACGCUUUCAUGCAAUGCUUCUGCAUCAUGAUAAAUUUUGUGUAACAAUGGCUUUAAAAAUGUACACCGGUGAGCGCAUUUGACCGAAUUCGCUAUUAAUUUGCUCCAUUUUAUUUACAUGAUUAAUGGUAUUUCAAGACCGCAGAGCGACGUAUCACGUUAAGGACACAGUGUAUAUUUUACGCAGCAUUUUGGCGUAACCGUAAUUUCUUUCGGUCCUAAAAGAGAAUAAUGAAAGAGGCCUCCCUCUUCCGCUCCACAUUUGCAAGGCUAGAAAGAAAAUUUGAAUUUAAAUAAAGAUCUGUACAUUUUAACUUGUAUAGACGUUUAUGUGCGCACGCAAAAGUGAAAUUAUAUUUUUGAUUAAUAUAAUUAUAUUGUCUUUCUUUCUCUUUGUGUAUUGCUAAUAUUACGAGUCCUUGAAACACAUUAUUUAUCCACAUUUAAGAGAGUUCAUACACUUAAAGCGACGAAAAUAAUGGUUUUUCUUAAUUAUUUUUUCCUGAUAACACGUUAUUUUAAAAUAAGAUUCUUUUUAUUUAAAAGCAUAUAUAUUCUAAAUUAUAUGUAUUCUUGACGUUCUUUAUUAAAAAGGAAUUAAAUCAUAUCUCUGUUAUUUCAACAAAUUCCACAACUUAAAAUUUUGAGAAUAUUUUUAAAACAUCAAAAAUGAAAAAAAAAUAUAUAUAUAAAACGCCAAGAAUCGAUUUAUCAACCUGCCUAGGCGUACCUCCAUAAUAUAGUAUAAAAAAGUUACGCCACUAUACUUUCAAAACACUACGUUAAAGUUGUGUUUAUCUUGUUAAAUGCAAACUGCGAGUGAAUACGUCAUUAUCUCGGACUAAUUGGCAAAAGUUCAUAUUUUCACCGAAUCUAUCGCUAAAUACGACAGUCAGAUUUUAACUUUUUGCUUACAUUAAACGUAGAAAGUUUCCGCAUAUGCGUGAUACAAUAUUACAAAAGAACACUUGAAGAUUGAAUUCUUUUAUUCAUAAUCGUUUUUCUAUUAAUAAUUUAUAAUAAAGCGAAAUAAACGAACACUGUUGGAAAAUUUGGCUUAAACUUAACAUAUAUUACAUGUCCCAAACAGUUUAUACAAAUUUUUGUGUUAAUUUAUAAUAUGAAUAUGUUAAUUGGUGACACUAAUACUAUGUUAAUAUAUUUUAACAUAAAAUGAAUGCAAAUUUCAUAAUAAUAUGAAAUAAAUUUUGUGUAAAAUCAACAUAUUUUAAUGAUAAAAAUAACUUAAAAAAAUGACUAUCUAUAGUCACUCUCAUUCCUAUUAUAGAAUAAAACCAACAUUUUUUUCAAAAUUUAAAUUUAAAUUAAAUGUAAAUUUUAACAGAUAAAUCUUGUUAAUAAUAUGGUAAUAAUACAGAAUAUAAUUAUUAUAUAAAAUUAAAAAUAAAAUAUGUGCAUAUUGUGUUAGUUUUACACAUUUUUUUAAUUGUUUUAAUAAUUUAACAUUUGAAUUUAAUUAACACAACAGCAAUAUGUUAAAUUAAUAUAUAAAUGUAUUAAAUAUUUAACACAAAUAAAAUUUUAAUCGGCAUAUUUUUGAACAAGAAAACAAAUUUUCCAACUGUAAAUAAGUGUGUGCGUUUCAUCAUGUAACAACAAGUCUGUCGCAACAAGCCUUGGAUUUUAAGUUACUUUGUUCAUAAUCGCCUUUUCUUGCGACGAAACGAUAAUAAACGAGAAUCGAAUACUUUUUGCUUUUAAGAGUAGCUGGACUACGAAUAUAGUCUCAGCUCGCAUCGCGAUUGUACAUAUAUAUUGUAUAACGAAACGCGAAAAAUGAUGAAUUGACGGCGAGGGAAAAUUUAAUGUAAACAUGGAAUCAUUAAUGUCUUAGUAUGUAAAUUUAUGCGCGGAAUAUAUAUGUACUCUCCGUAUAUACAUAUGCCCCAAUAUGUAAAUUUAUAUCUUUAGACAUUAAUGAUCCCGUGCAUACGUCGUAUGUAUAUGUUGCGAAAAAUAACGAGAUCGAUUUUUUAAAACACAAUGUCGACAACACAUCGGGAGCAUCAAAACCGCAGUUCAAUUUAAAAACUUUAGAAUAUUACAAAUGUAAUGAAAUUACGUACGAUUUAAAAUAUUCAAUGUGCGUGUAUCGAAUCAUUGAAUCAAUCAAAUCGUACUUAAUUUAAUUGCAUUGAUAAGAUUCCAAAAUUUAAAUUAAACCACUAUUUCGAUAUUCGAUGUUGGUCUUUCAAAAAAUUAGUCAUCACUUUUAUGAUCAGCUUCGUUAUAUAUCGGAAGUAUAAGAUAGUUGGAGGACACACACUUCCUGCUCACCUCAAUAAUUUAAUAAGAGUUUUAAUUGCACACUGUAACAUUUUUAAAUUGACUUGUCAUUUAUUUGACACGUCAACGCAUAUAUUCUAUAUGUUUCUUAUGUUACUUCCUUUGCUAGUGUGCUACUAUAGAAAAAAUACAUAUAUAUAUAUAAGAUCGAUUUUUUUUAACAUUCAAAUCAACGCUCGCAGAUCGCAAGACAUGCGCGACACUCGAAGUAUUUCGAACAUGAAAGUCAAUAAUCAGCAACGCAUAAUUAACAAAUGCUUAUUUUUUUACCGCAAUUCACUCCUCCACGAUGCGAAAUUUAUUCAAUUUAAGAGGACAAGGAUAUUUUAUUCAGUUACAUGUAAAUAUAGGCGUAUAAUGUUUUAUCUUUUAAAAUAUUAAUAUAUAUAUCACGAUAAUUAGAUUAUUACGUGAUGUAGAUAUUGAUUUUUUCAUAAAUAGAUAUAACUUAAAAUAAUAUGUCAUACGUAUCUUAUAUUUAUUUCCUUUAUAUAUAUAUAUAUAUAUAUAUAUAUAUAUAUAUAUAUAUAUAUAUAUUUACAAUCUCAACUUUGAAAUUUAUAUACUUAUUUAUUUGUUUAUUUAACAGUCUUUACACAUAUAAAUAUACUUCUUAGAAUAAAAUAAUAUCUUUUUUUUCCCACACAUUAAAAACAAGUAUCAAAAGUUUUAUCAACAAGUUUCAAAAGUAAAUUUUAAUUCAUAAUGCUUCUAUAUUAAAAAAAAAAUCAAUAUUUAUUAUAAAUCUUAAUUAAAGACAACUAAUUAAUAAAAUAUUAAUUACUUUUAAAUUUCAUUAUUUAAAAACAGUAAAAUUAUAUUUUUUUCAUAUUACGAAAAGUAAUAUUUUUUGUCUCUUUUUUUUCAAGAAAUUCCAUGUAAAUAUAAUUUUUUUAGAUAAUUAAAAAGGAAAAGAAGAGAAUGCAAAAUAUUUCUACACGCAUACUUACAAUAUAAAAUAUCCUUUUCAUCCUCCAAAUUUGGAUAAGAUUCGCACUGUGUGCAUUGUACUAUCCAUUGUCCUUUCUUCGCAGCGACGAACGUAAGGACGGGAGGACCGUGAUGCGCGCGAAAAAAGAAAUGCGAAUAUCGUGUGUUACGAUCUUCACAAAAUCCGAAAGCGAAUAAUAAUAAAAAUAUCGCGAUCGAAAGUAUGACAGAAAAAGUCGCAAUAUAUCACACGAAGAGACUCAAGAGAUACACCGAAUAUGUUUUACAUACAUUUUAAGAUAGCGAACACGACACACGUCGUCGUCUUACACGGCGAUCCACUGAGAUAACAAAUGACAUUAUAUAUGAUCGAGAAUUUCAUGAUAUUUAUUUAAUUGCUAUAUAUAUAUAUAAUUAUAAAUACAACUACUUAUAUAUUAUAUAUACAGAGUGAGACGCUAGAAAACGCUUUCUAAGAUAUUUUCAUAUAUAUUCAGUUUAGACAAAAAGAUUUAAGACAAAAGUUAAAUUAUAUAUUUUGAAAAGACUACAUUUUGAUCUUAGUUUUUUUUUAGGUACAGGCAUCAAAAAAUUUUGAAGGUCAUCUCAAGUUUUUUUAAAUCCAAAACCUUUUUUUAAUCAACUAAUAUAUUUAUAGAGGAUAAAAAAAACGAAUUGAACGACCUAUGACAUUGAUUGUAAAGUGAUCUUGAAAUGACCUUGAGAAAAUUUGAAAUGACCUUCAAAACUUUUCACUUGUACCUAAAAAAAAUUAAGACAAAAAAAAUUGUAGCCCUUUCAGAAUAAUUUAAUUUUUGUCUUAAACCUUUUAAUCUAAAAUCAAUAUUUAGAAAGAUUAUCUUAGAAGAGAGUUUCUAGUGACUCGUCACCCUGUAUAUAAAAGAAACAAAUAUAAGUAUUAGUUUACGUAGCGAUACAACGCAUGUACAUCUGUCUGUCGUUCUCUCGUGAAAAUUACGAACGAUUUUAUACAAAAUCGUUCUCCAAACAUGAAAAAAUAUCGAUAUAUAUAUAUUAAUCUCCGAACUAAUCUCUUAAGAUCAAGGAUUGUGACUAAAGAAAGAUUGCUCGAGAUCGGCAGACACAUUGUAACAUAAUGACCGUCGGUAUGAAAUGCUCGAAAAUCAUCGUUUUUGUUAAUUCAUCAUUUAAUUAUUUCGAUUCUUUUUAUGUAUUCUCUCUCUCUCUUGCGUCUUCUUUUUGUUGUUAUAUAAUAAGUAAAUAAUUGUACAUUAUAAUAAAAAUAUUCUAAUUUUUUAAAGAUUGUAAUCGCGUAUGAUUUUGCUAAAAUCGCACGGACAACUUUUCACCUUACUAUCACAACAAAUCAGCUCGUCCCGCGAUAAUUAUUAUAAUUAAAUAAACAAUUUUACCAAAAUUAAACAGUUUAACAAAAUAUUAGAAUGAUCAAAACAAUAAAAAAAUAAAGCUAAAAAUUCAUAACAUAAUAUAUAUAUAUAUAUAUAUAUAUAUACUAAAUUAUUAUUUAAUAAAUCACACACACAUACACAUUUUAUGUAUGCACAUAUGUAUACGUCAAGGUUUCUUCUUUUCUCUCUCUUUAUUUUUUAUGUUACGUCGAAUUAAUAAAGUAUCGGUGCUUUUUAAGCAUUCAUGAAUAUUAUAUUAUAGGUUUAAAAAAUGCGGCGUACGCGCGAGAAAAUACUGUGCGUGAGCAAAUUUUAAGGCUGUGUGGUCAAUAAAAAACGCUAAAAUAAA